GAAUCUCAAAAGGAAUUUCAUUCCCCCUUUUCUCAAUCAAUUUUUUUUCUUUCUCUCUUUUUCUCUUUUCUUUUUACUUUCUUUCAUUUCAUUUCAUCAACUAUGCUUAUCAAAGAAUUCCGUGUCAUUAAUAACUGUACACAAGCUGAAUAUCAAGUUGCUCAACUUUAUUCUACGGCCAUGGCUUCAAAAGAAACCACAGGUGGUGGUGAAGGUGUAGAAGUUUUGAAGAAUGAACCUUACGAAAAUGCUGAUGGUCAAAAAGGUCAAUAUACAUACAAGAUCUAUCGUUUAGCUUCUCGUGUCCCUGCUUUUGUUCGUGCCAUUGCUCCUACUGGUGCUUUAGAUCUUUAUGAAGAAGCUUGGAACGCAUAUCCUUAUUGUAAAACAGGUAACAACAAAUCUUAUUUUUCUCCAAGGGGAGGAUCGGGUGUGAAUGGUUGGAUGAAAGAUAACUUUUCGAUCGUUUAUGAAACUCUACAUGUAGAUGGCUCUCGUGGUGAACUUGAAAACGCAUUGAAUAUUUCUAAAGAAGAUCUCAAGAAACGUGAAGUAGUGAUCAUUGACAUUGCUCAUGACAAGAUUGAUAGUAAAGAUUAUAAACCUGCCGAAGAUCCCAAGUUAUUCCAUUCCCAAAAGACGGGUCGUGGUCCCCUGGUAGACCCUGACUGGCAAAAGAAAUGUGACCCUGUUAUGACUUGUUACAAGCUUGUUUACAUUGAAUUCAAAUGGUUUGGGAUCCAAUCCAAGACCGAAUCAUUCAUUGCAAACUCUAUUCACAACCUUUUCAUCAAAUUCCAUAGACAACUAUUUUGCUGGACAGAUCAAUGGUUUGGUAUGACUAUUCAAGAUAUUCGUGAUAUGGAAGAACAAACAAAGAAGGAUUUGGAUGAAAAACGAAAGUUGAAGGAUACUGGUUCUAUUCAUGAAUCUAUGAAGGACUCUGGUAAUGCUUCUAUUCGUUCAGUACAACGAUCCGUCAAGGGAAAAUAGAUAGAUUGUUUUUUUAUUCUUCUAUAGCAUAGUUUUAUCUCUUUUCUUUUUUUUUUUUUUU
Messenger RNA from Halteromyces radiatus, 1054 nucleotides. RefSeq lists its product as uncharacterized. The coding region runs from base 103 to 993 and encodes 296 amino acids. The transcript is spliced from 6 exons. Gene Ontology annotation, cellular component: cytoplasm. NCBI's taxonomy places the organism in Eukaryota, Fungi, Mucoromycota, Mucoromycetes, Mucorales, Cunninghamellaceae. Gene Ontology annotation, biological process: phospholipid transport. Gene Ontology annotation, molecular function: phosphatidylcholine intramembrane carrier activity; phosphatidylinositol binding; phosphatidylcholine binding. The record is from RefSeq and is a predicted model, not a curated record.